Messenger RNA from Phragmites australis (common reed), 1509 nucleotides. Its product is annotated as RHOMBOID-like protein 2. Gene Ontology annotation, cellular component: membrane. The coding region runs from base 202 to 1212 and encodes 336 amino acids. Lineage: Eukaryota; Viridiplantae; Streptophyta; Magnoliopsida; Poales; Poaceae. Gene Ontology annotation, biological process: proteolysis. The transcript is spliced from 5 exons. The record is from RefSeq and is a predicted model, not a curated record. Gene Ontology annotation, molecular function: serine-type endopeptidase activity.
GCCAAAAAAAAAUAUGUAGGCAAAAAGAUCAAACAAGAAAGAUGCAGAAGCCCACCGAUUAAAACCUCCCCGAACACCGAGUCUCUGGUCAUCUCCGCGUCCAGCCUCCCUCUUCAUCUCCACCCCAGGAACCGAACCGACCAUUGCAUUGCACCGAGAGGAGGCCAGCCAAGAAGCGCGUCCGUUGCUGGUUGCCAGGCGAUGUCGAACGCCGAUGUGGAGGCCGGCGGUCCGGCGAGGGCGGCGACGACGGGGAUCAAGCCGCCGCCGGGGCGGUACAACAUAACUAGCAACGGGCCGUACGUGCCGCCGUCGCCGUUCUACUACGACCACGCGGUGGCGCACGAGCGGCACCACUGGUCGUGGCUGGUGCCGCUGGUGGUGCUCGCGAACGUGGCCAUGUUCCUGGUGGUGAUGUUCAACAACGACUGCCCGCGCAGCGGCGGCGACUGCGUCGGCCGCGGGUUCCUCCGGCGCUUCUCCUUCCAGCCGCUCAAGGAGAACCCCCUCCUCGGACCCUCCGCCACCACGCUGCAAAAGUAUGGAGCCCUCGACUGGUACAAGGUCGUGCACGGGAACCAGGCGUGGCGGCUCGAGAGCUGCACCUGGCUGCACGCCGGCCUCAUCCACCUGCUCGCCAACAUGAUCAGCCUCAUCUUCAUCGGCGUCCGCCUCGAGCAGCAGUUUGGAUUCUGGAAGGUGGGGAUGGUGUACCUCGUGUCGGGCUUCGGCGGUAGCGUGCUCUCGGUGCUCUUCAUUAGGAAGGGCGUCUCCGUCGGCGCCUCCGGCGCGCUCUUCGGCCUCCUCGGAGCGAUGCUAUCGGAGCUCAUCACCAACUGGACUAUCUACACCAACAGAUUUGCAGCCGUGGUGAACCUGAUCAUCAUCGCCGCCAUCAACCUAGCGUUGGGGAUACUCCCGCACGUCGAUAACUUCGCGCACAUCGGCGGGUUCGCCACCGGUUUCCUCCUCGGGUUCGUGUUGCUGAUCCAGCCCCAGCUAGGGUGGCUGGAGCAGCCAUUCGGUGGCAAGUCCAAGUCCAAGUACAAUGCAUAUCAGAUCAUUCUCCUGCUUGUCGCAUUGGUCUUGUUGAUUGCAGGGUUCGCUGUUGGAUUGAUCAUGGUGUUCAGAGGAGAGAAUGGAAACGAUCACUGCAGCUGGUGCCACUACCUCACCUGCGUGCCGACGUCAAGCUGGAAGUGUGACAAUUGAAUUGAACAGAGAUCGAUGACGCAUUAGCUGCUUCCGUCUCACAGAAGUGGGAGAGAACAUGCGUCCCCACCAUCGAAGACAAUGUCGAGGAUACGUGCUCCUCACCUUCGACGACAUUGUCAAUGUAUUGCUUUCAAGUUUGGUUUCUUAAACGCUACAUUGUAUAGAACUUCUAGCUUGCCCCUUUUGCAUUCUUCGCCCAUGAGGAGUUGGUCAGUAAUUGUAAUUCUUCUUGUAAUAUGUUAGAACUCUGUAAAUCGCUCUGCCUAUGCUCUGUUUGAUGGGUUUAUUCCUUGA